AUUACUCAGACAAAAUUUCGUGCUUUUUUCCGUUGCAUAUUAUACAUGGUAACUCGUGAGCUGGCGUGAGGUGCAUGAAACAGAACACCCGUGUUAUAACAACUGUUGUUUCCCCGCCAUGCGAGGAUAAAUAAGUGACAUUUACAUAUGCAACGUGACAUUUCAUUAUUUCACACUUUAAAAUGCCAAAUAUUUCAUCAGUUUUACAAUUUGCUUUCUGUAACACGAGUUUUGAUUAAACUGGGAAAAUGAGCAUGAGCAUUCUGUAGGAAUGAGAUAGAAGAUAUUAUGACGACUCCGGUCUCGAUGUCUUACUCGGAGUGGAUAUCGAACUACUCAAUGGGUGGCGGUAGAGGUUCGAAGGGUUCAAACAUGAGGGUGGAAGAGACCGAAGACAACUCGGUGAAGCGUGAACGGGGGGCCGUGCAGGUUUACAACAUCGUGUAUGGGGCAAACGCUACUUCACCCACGGUGGGUGGGGGGUAUGGACCCGUUGUUAUUGAGGUUGAUGACACCGCAUCUUUGGAUGGCCAGCCUUCAUUUGGUAAUGGUGGUGAUGGCAUGUAUGGGUGUAAUUCAAACCAUUUCGAUAACUACGUUGCGUAUGACCAUGAGGAUAAUCGGUUCAUAUCAGAUGUUUAUUUAGACAAUGCUAAUUAUGAUGAAGCACAACAUAAGCUUAUCAAUGGGACCUAUUGUGAUGAUGACAAUGAGCAAUUUAUAUACACAAUGGAUAAUGGAAUGUUAGUCAUGAAUGGAAAUGAACCAGAGAUGAGAGAAAAUUCUGGGAGGACAUUUAACUCUGGGAGUUUAGACUCUGUUUUGGAUAGUGAGGGUGAGGAUAAAGUAUUUGAGAAUAAUCCUGUCAGUUUAAAACAUGUCUACUCCACAAGAAAAGGAGGAAAAAGCGGGAAAAGAAUUUCGGAUUCCUGGAGCGACCAAUCUUGGAAUGAGGUCCAUUUGGCUCACGGUGGCAGUAGUGAGGCAGUUAAUGACAUGUUAGUUGCGCUGCCUGUGUCACCGGAGGGCGGUAGAAUCAACGCAGCCAAUUUGAAACAUGUUUUCGCCGAUGUGCAUCGGAAUAUGACAAUUAGUAUGGAGAAUAUUAUCUUUCAUUCUAAAGAUCCUGAAUCUAAAGAGGAGAAAAGGGUUGCUAAGUUUUCCAUCUCCACAACACCGGACCAUAACCUAAAUUUAAAAUUUAAAUCGCAAAGUGACAUCACAGAGUGUAGUACGAACAAACAAUUAACCGUCCCAAAAGUUAAAGUCGAAAGAUCGUUUUCGGUGAUCACUAAAAGUAAAUCGAUGGCGUUUAGACGAGAAUGGGCACGAGAGAGUGUAAGACGCCCGAGUUCGUGCGGCAGUGGGGAAUAUACAUUACCAUACGGGUCAAUCCAGUUCCUGAAUUAAUAUUUACCUUUGCGUUUUGCACUUCUUUAUAUACGUUGCAAUUAAGAUGUUUAUUUUCACUCUAAUUGAAGCACACUUAAAUACAAAAUACUGAAAACAA
This is a messenger RNA of Ciona intestinalis (vase tunicate), 1510 nucleotides long. The record is from RefSeq and is a predicted model, not a curated record. Lineage: Eukaryota; Metazoa; Chordata; Ascidiacea; Phlebobranchia; Cionidae.